Exaiptasia diaphana is the source of this 5584-nucleotide messenger RNA. RefSeq lists its product as uncharacterized. NCBI's taxonomy places the organism in Eukaryota, Metazoa, Cnidaria, Anthozoa, Actiniaria, Aiptasiidae. Gene Ontology annotation, cellular component: nucleus. The record is from RefSeq and is a predicted model, not a curated record. Gene Ontology annotation, biological process: regulation of transcription regulatory region DNA binding; DNA damage checkpoint signaling; DNA repair. Gene Ontology annotation, molecular function: histone H3K79 methyltransferase activity.
UCGAAGGUGGGAAAAUGGCGUCUGGAAAGUUGGUCCUGUGUUUUUCACUCUCUAUAGCUGUUAUAUUGGUUCAAAAAUGGUAAAACUCUAGAUAGAAUAAUGCAGGAACUAAAGCUCCGUAGUCCUGCCGGCUCUGACCCUCUGAYAUAUUCUUGGCCGCUCCAAAAUCGAGAUGGGAGAGAUGAUGCAACAGAAAUUAUUGAAACUAUCAGAUGGGUCUGUGAAGAUUUUCCUGAACUUAAAUUAGCAGUUGAAAACUGUAUUCUAGUAAACUUCGAUCCUACAAGCUAUGAAAGUAUGUGCAAACUUUGUGAGCGUUAUAAUAGAGCAAUCGAUGGAAUCCUUCAGCUGUGGAAAGGGAGAGCGCCACCAUCAUGUAUUAACACAGCGCCAUCACAGGAUCUUUUAAGAUUUAUUAUACAGAUGGUAUACUCAAGAGCAGUAAAAGACCCAGACAGACUAAACAGCUAUGAACCAUUUUCACCUGAGGUUUAUGGAGAAACAUCAUUUGACCUAAUAGCUCAAAUGAUAAAGGAAGUCCCAAUGGGCCAAGACAAGACUUUUGUUGAUUUAGGCAGUGGUGUAGGACAGGUUAUCCUACAAGUUGCGGCAUCUGGUAAUGUCAGAGAGUGCUAUGGUAUUGAAAAAGCUGAUAUUCCUGCUUCUUAUGCCAAGGAAAUGGAUAGAUCAUUUAGGAAACUUAUGAAUUGGUUUGGAAAAAGUUAUAAACCUUACACAUUAGUUAAAGGAGAUUUUUUGGAUAGCAAAGUAAGAGAGAAAAUUGUUACCUCAGGGAUUAUUUUUGUCAAUAACUUUGCUUUUGGACCAUCUGUGGACCAUAAACUCAAGGAAAUGUUCUCACAUAUGAAAGAAGGAACUAAAAUAAUAUCAUCUAAAGCUUUUUGUCCACUUAACUUUAGAACAACUACUAGAAAUUUAUCAGAUAUUGGUACAAUAUUACGAGUAUCAGAGCUUAAACCAGUAGGGGGUGCUGUAUCAUGGACAGGAAAAUCAGUGUCUUACUAUGUCCAUGUCAUUGACAGAACACUGCUGGAGAACUUCUUUGCUGAUCUAAAAAGGAGAAAGGAGGGUCGGGAUCUGAGUGAUCAAAGCAGUUACAGUGAGUCUGCUACUAGUGCGUGUAAUCUUGGAGAGCUUGAUGAUGUCAUGCUAGGGGUAUCAACUCGUCAGCAGUGGCAGCACUUGAUCACACAGAUUGAACAUUCUACUGAAAAUAAGAAGAGAAGCAAAUCAGGUCGUAAACCCAAACUAAAGAGGGCAAUAAGUCAAGAUAAAGAGAAUAUAGCCACAGGAAAAAAGAAAUCCAAGAAGGCCCAUAAGCCAAGUGCAGCACAGAAAGUCUGCAGGAAAUACCAACAGCAAAAUCUCAGUAAGCAAAGGCUGAAGAAAGAUAGACCAAGGAAUGGCAGGGUAUACAAGAAGUCUGGACUCAUGACUAAACUUAAAGAUAAGAACAAAAAAGAAGCCAAACUAGCAGCAGCUGCCCUGGAAAAUGCCACCCGCAUGGCUUUGGAGAACCUAAAGUCAAAAGGACCAUGUUCUGGGGGCAUAAGAUUAUCAUCAGCCACCCCUCCCCCAGUAACAUACAGUAAUGUCAACAACAACAUGUACUACACUGGAGUUCAUACUCUUCCUGGUCUUGACCAAUUACUUGAACUUUAUCGGUAUCAGUUUAUCCAGUUUUAUCACUACAUGCAAACACCUCAGUACMUGGAAAGUUUAAACCGACAGAUAUUGGAAGAAAAGGAAAGAAGAAAGGAGCUUUGCACCAAAAUAGACCAAGUAGAGAGCCAGAUAUCUAUACUUCAGAAAGAUGCACUGUCUUCUUUGAACCAGCGUAUGAGUGAGAUUGGUCUUUCUGUCACAACCCCUAGAGAGCUGCUWCUCAAGGCAGGAGAACUCCUUGCACAGCAUAAAAGGCUCAAAGAAAAAGUUAAACGCCUUGAGAAAGAAGUUAGAAGUCUAGAGCGUUAUAACACUGRGCAGACACAGAGCCCAAGUGYUCAGGAUAAYCCUCCUAAACAAAUGAAGCCUGUGAAAGGUGAAAGCAUUGACAAUGAAGUAUCAGAUAAAUCUAGUCUUCAAAAAGAACUAAUGAGUGACAUAUAUGAAGCCUGGACACAAAGAAAGACCCUGCUGGAUAAGAUAACAGUCGUUGAGGCUGAGCUUAAUAGUAAUAGCUCAAACAACACUGAACCAUCUCACAAACCUGUUACCAACACACCCCAUAGCCGAUCAAGUUACACUGAUACUGUGCACAGGGAACCCAACUSUAGUGUUAGUGGCAUAGCAAAAMCAGAGGCUGUGAACCAGGUAUCAAGCCCUUAUGGUUURAAGAACACUGAUGCUAUCCAUAGGRCAUCCAGUAGUACCUCAGACACAMGACAUWAUGCAACCAAGCUUGUCCCUUCUAUAUCAUCACCCACAUCAAAAAGUAGUUAUUUACCAUUAACCAACAAAGUAUCAACCWAUGAUGUUUUUACUAAAGUUACUGUACCAUCAACCRUUCAACCAUUGGCUGUUCCAACAAAAACUACUCCCAUGGGAACAGGUGGACAGACAACAGGUCUAACCACGCCCAGUACUGGGGAACCAUAUGGUACCUCUGGUAUUAAACUACUUUGUGAUCUUCUAAAUGGGACUUUACCAGAAGUACCAUGUACUACAGUACCUUCASCAAGUACUUGUAGUAUUACCAACAAUUCACAACCAACUAUUGCUGGCCAUGCUACAGUAUCAUUACCUGGUCUUAACAACUUAAAUGGUGUUGGAACUACCUCAACAUCUMUACCAAGCAGUAGCCAGGUAUUUACUGGUCUCAGUCAUUCUCYAGCAARUGAUAGUAUUGGACGUAAGACAGUAUCGCCACCUGGACAAAACCAGUUGCUUYCAGGUAGACUAGCUAAUACUAACCAGUUAAAUACAAGUAUGGACCACACUACCUCAUCACUAACUGGMCAAAACCAUUUACUAGYUAGCACUAUUGGAAACACUUUACCAGUCACUAGUGUACCAAAGCCUUAUCGAACAAGUUCACCGUUUAGUAUCAGCAGCUUGGUUAAUACUAGUGCAGACGAUAGUAGAAGGGGCUCUAGUCCUGGAACUAGGGGUAGUCCUAGUAACYUACUGGCAAGUAAUUCUGCUUUAAAUAGACAAAGUCCCAUCGCCCAGUCUCCCUUACUAAGAAACACAGCAAGCCCUAAAGAAAUCCAGAAUARAAGUCCAGUCAACAAACCCACAGGAAGCCAAGCAAACAAAACAAAGUCGCCACCUUCUAGUAAUUUUAGCAUUGCACAUCUAACAAAAGACUUAAAGACUUCAGCAAACCAGGAUGCAUUAUCUGGGUUAAUGAACUGUUAUGAUCGUGAAUAUACUACAAUUCCUGGACUUCCCUUGAAAGAUACUAGGAUUAACGUACCCACACCAGUUCUUUCUCUGGAMAGGCAAACUGAACAACCAUCCAUCCCCAAUAGCAAAAAUGACAGAGUUGAAAUUACUCCUGUCAACACAGAGCCUAAGGGAGGGGAGGUUGGCACAACAGUUGGGGUUGCUGAUAGUCCCUCCAACCCWCCCCCCAAGAGAAGACCCGGUCGACCUCGAAAACAYCCUCCCAAACCAAAARUAUCAGAGCCAAAGGAAUCCCGCACUGCUGAAGUUACUUCGACGUUGUCACCAUCAAAGAAUAUUUCAUCGAGUGACGACAAAACUAAACCACGUGAUAACAUUCCAACACCUCCUGUUGCCGAGUCCUCCUCACUUGACAGCUCGGAUAUAGAGGUUAGCUCUCUACUGGCUAAAGAACCUGAACCGCAAUCUCCUUCUAUAUCAUCGACAGGACAUAAAUCAACAGAGGGUUUAGUUAGUGAAGGUACUCCUGGUCUGGUCGAUAGUAACCCUAGUUCAGCCUACAGUCCUAUUCAAAUGCCUCAACCAACAUCGUUAAAUGAUAGUUUAAACAUCGCAUUGCCWUCGUUUGGCAUGACUUUUUCACCAACUAAACCAGUYCCUUCAYUGGGAGACAAAGUUGACACUAUGAGACGACAAAGGAUAGAAAUGUUGUGACAAGUAGCCCAAGUACAAAGUCUAAACCCAAAAGAAAGCAGAAAGGUGCUCUUGGUUUGUUAAUGCAAUAUGACAGCGAUAGUGGUGGGUCAGCGGCUAGUGUUGAUAGUGAUAGUACCUCUAGUCAUAGUAUCAGUCCAUUGAGCUGCACUCCUCCCAGUCCUCCUCUGGAUAGGCUUUUAAGCCCAACCACGUGCACAGAGAAAGGUCCCAGUCCACUCGCUUUUAGUCACAAUGAGACAAAUAACAACACAAAACCCAAGAAAAGAGUCGCAAACAAGAAAACAACCGACAAGAAAAGAACUAGGAACAAGACACCCAAGUUAAACCAUGAUUCKACAUCGGGAUACGUUAACCACACUGCUGGACGAUUUACUAACCAUGAUACAUUAGGAUUUGUUAACCUYGGGGAUACAGUAUCCGGAGUGCAACAUUUAAAGAAUCAACGRUCACAGUCACCAGCAAUUGUUACCACGGCAACAUCAAUCAAUCCUCAGCUUACGUCACAGGCGAUGUACCCAAGUACCGGUUUACCUGGRUAUUCGUUAUCCCAAGGAUCCUUUCCAUUCCAAUCUGGAAACUUUUCUUACCCUCCAUCCAACUAUCAGCCGUAUCUGAACACWCCAAGUCAACCAUCCAGCGGUUUUUACCAGUGGGCUGGCAGCUUUCCUAGUAUGCCUUGUCAGAGUAAUUUUCCAUAUCUGAACUUUUCGAACAGUACUAGUGGUUCUAGGAAUGCAUUUAGAUAGGUAGUUUWCCAAAUUGAUAGUUGCACAACUUUUAUAUGUUUGUCAUCUCAGCCAUUUCCAGAAACGCUGACUAGAUAUGUUAUGUGAAAACGGUUGAAUGGCAUGUAGUUAAUGGAMCUUUUUGAAGACCAAUGAUUUUUUCAAUUAUAUUACAUGUACAUAGUUUGUUGAAUCGGAAAGAGUGAGGGACAGGGCCAACAUGUAUUCACUAGCAAUGAUAGUAUGUAAUCUUUAUAAUACAGAUGUUUAUUAUCACAUGUAAAUACGAUAUUUUCAUGUACAGAUAGUAUGAAGGUGUUAAUUAAUGUCAGACAACUAUUUGCGCAUGUCAACUUUGUGCAGUGAAAUCGCUAUUGGACCAUAGAAUAGAAGCUGUGUUCAUUGAGUGCAUUUCGUAAAGUCAAAUUCGAUUGCUUUCUUGUUAGCGGGCUGUUUUCAGAGAUAGAUGUGCUUUUAGUUUGAUUGGCGUCGGAAAAAUAAACUGGUUUUGGAUACCAUGAAAGGUUUCCGACUGACAAUCAUUKCUUCCGAAGUUUUCCGAUUUAUGUUCAUUCCGCUUUUUGUACCUUGGCUUGCCAUCAAGAGUUACCGGAAUGAGUCGGRUUUCUUCGGUUAACUCGUGGACUUUGCAAAACGAAAUGUCUCAAUGGCGCAUCAUUUUAUUACAAUCAUGGUUGUCCAUUUUAAAAUACUUUUAGCCUGUUUUCAACCGGUGCACCAAUAUUUUAUGAUAAUAAAACUUUAGAAAAGGC